GUCUAGUGAUUGCGUGCGAACCGGACUUUAGCACAAGAAGGGGGGCGCUUAAGCGCGCAUGCUGCGUGAUGGUGCAUCAGCAAUGCGUGCGAGCUCACACGUACGCGCGUGCGUGCGUGUGGCUGAAUUGAGUUCACGAUUACGACUCUCGGUGAUAAGGCGCAAUCUGACAAGCUUGUGGUGUGUGUGUGUGUGCGUGUGUGUGUGUGUGUGUGCGUGUGUGUGCGUGCGUGCGUGCGUGCGUGCGUGCGUGCGUGCGUGUGCGUGUGUGUGUGUGUGCGUGUGUGUGUGUGUGUGUGUGCGCGUGUGUGUGUGUGUGUCAAUGACGCGGCUCAUGGAUGUGGUGAUGCCUAGCUGCCUCCGACUGCCCAUGCAACGUCCAUGUGACUCUGACUGCGCUUUCACCUUCUACCAGUUUCUUCCUUCGUGAUGAGAAUGGAGAAGCUAUCAUGCUGAGGUGCUGCUGCGACGCAACUCAAUAUAAGUCCACUGGUACCCCACUCCCGUAAGCUGAACGGCUGCGCGCUUGGCUUG
Messenger RNA from Ceraceosorus guamensis, 534 nucleotides. RefSeq lists its product as hypothetical. NCBI's taxonomy places the organism in Eukaryota, Fungi, Basidiomycota, Exobasidiomycetes, Ceraceosorales, Ceraceosoraceae. The transcript has a single exon. Bases 59 to 430 code for a protein of 123 amino acids. The record is from RefSeq and is a predicted model, not a curated record.